UGGUCAGGUUGAGGAAUCUUGGUCUUGCUGCUGCUGCUACUCAGGGCCAGAUCUUCACUUCAUCAUUUCCUUCUUCUCCGUCUGGCUUCAUCACCAUCAGAAAGAAGAGGCUUAGUAGGAGGUUGAUUGGUGAGAGGUUGAUAUCUAAAAUGGCUGACCAUGAACAAAAGGCAGUCACUGCAGAUGUCUCCUCAGGGGAUAUGAUUUUUCAACCUAUAUUGGAGGAUGGAGUCUUUCGAUUUGAUUGUCCUCCAAAUGAUAGAGAUGCAGCAUAUCCUAGUUUAUCUUUUAUAAACAGCAAGGAUAGGGAAACACCCAUUAUGAGUCACAAGGUGCCCUUAUACACUCCGAAAUUUGAAUGUCUUUUUGAAAAGCAGAUUGUUAAAAUUGAGCUUCCUUCUGGUACCUCCUUCUAUGGGACUGGAGAAGUUAGUGGACAACUUGAGCGGACUGGAAAGAGAGUUUUUUCUUGGAAUGCAUGGGGUUAUGGUCCAGGAACUACAUCCUUGUACCAGUCUCAUCCUUGGGUGAUAGCUGUUCUGCCCAAUGGGGAGGCACUCGGGGUGCUUGCUGACACAACACAACGCUGUGAGAUUGACCUUAGGAAAGAAUCGAGGAUACAGUUUGUUGCUCCAUCCUCAUAUCCUGUUAUUACAUUUGGUCCAUUUCCUUCACCCACUGCUGUCUUGAUAGCUUUAUCUCAUGCAAUUGGAUCUGUAUUUAUGCCUCCAAAGUGGUCCCUCGGCUAUCAACAAUGUCGUUGGAGCUACGAUUCAGACAAGAGAGUUCUUGAGAUUGCUAGAACAUUCCAGGAGAAAGGUAUACCUUGUGACGUAAUAUGGAUGGAUAUCGAUUACAUGGAUGGUUUUCGGUGUUUCACCUUUGACAAGGACCGUUUCCCAAAUCCAAAAUCUUUGGUAGAUGAUCUUCACCAGAAUGGUUUUAAAGCUAUCUGGAUGCUUGACCCAGGGAUCAAGCAUGAAGAGGGUUAUUUUGUCUAUGACAGCGGUUCAAAAAGUGAUGUCUUGACUCAAAAAGCUGAUGGAAGGCCUUUUGUUGGGGAGGUGUGGCCUGGACCCUGUAUUUUUCCUGACUUUACGCAGUCAAAAGUUCGUUCCUGGUGGGCUAGUUUAGUUAAAGAUUUCACAUCUAAUGGUGUUGAUGGUAUAUGGAAUGAUAUCAAUGAACCAGCUGUUUUUAAGGCUGUAACAAAAACGAUGCCUGAAAGUAAUAUUCAUAGGGGAGAUGAUGAGCUUGGAGGUUGUCAAAAUCACUCUUAUUAUCACAAUGUGUAUGGCAUGCUGAUGGUAAGAUCAACAUAUGAAGGCAUGAAGUUGGCUAAUGAAAAUAAGCGUCCUUUUGUCCUCACCAGAGCUGGGUUUAUUGGUAGCCAAAGGUAUGUUGCAACAUGGACAGGAGAUAACCUUUCAAAUUGGGAGCAUCUUCAUAUGAGUAUAUCCAUGGUACUUCAAUUGGGACUUAGUGGUCAGCCGCUUUCAGGACCUGAUAUUGGUGGGUUUUCUGGAAAUGCAACACCCCAGCUUUUUGGAAGGUGGAUGGGUGUAAGUGCUAUGUUUCCUUUUUGCCGCGGGCAUUCUGAAACUGACACUAUUGACCAUGAACCCUGGUCUUUCGGGGAAGAGCUGUUUCUAAUUCCUAUUUUUGGGUUUGAAGAGAUCAUCAUGCAGUACAUAGAAUUUGAGUGA
Quercus robur (English oak) is the source of this 1706-nucleotide messenger RNA. RefSeq lists its product as uncharacterized. Gene Ontology annotation, biological process: carbohydrate metabolic process. The record is from RefSeq and is a predicted model, not a curated record. NCBI's taxonomy places the organism in Eukaryota, Viridiplantae, Streptophyta, Magnoliopsida, Fagales, Fagaceae. The transcript has 13 exons. Bases 150 to 1706 code for a protein of 518 amino acids. Gene Ontology annotation, molecular function: hydrolase activity, hydrolyzing O-glycosyl compounds; carbohydrate binding.